Hippocampus comes (tiger tail seahorse) is the source of this 2500-nucleotide messenger RNA. RefSeq names its product UDP-glucuronosyltransferase 2C1-like. The transcript is spliced from 2 exons. Bases 264 to 2000 code for a protein of 578 amino acids. Lineage: Eukaryota; Metazoa; Chordata; Actinopteri; Syngnathiformes; Syngnathidae. Gene Ontology annotation, molecular function: UDP-glycosyltransferase activity. The record is from RefSeq and is a predicted model, not a curated record.
AAGGAAAAGCUUAUUGGAAAAUGGCUGGAUGGAUGAAGAGAUUUUGAGGCGUCCAGUGAGCGGAGUCACUCAGUGCUGUGUGCCUCGUGUGUUGCCUCUAGAUGGCGGAAUAGAGUCAUGAAUGUCUACAGAAGAGCGACUAAUUGCCAAGUCAUCCACCAUUCUUUGAGCAAAAACAAAGUCGCCCCGCCCCCAGGUUGCUUGUGUGCGAGUGCGCGAGUUUUCCCUUGGCCUGGGCAUAGUUCAGUCACCAAACGUCAUGCAUGCUGACUGGUGCUGAGCCCGUUCCAGUUACUUUGCUUUUGCAAACAAAACACCUGGCUUUACAAAUCAAAAUUAUCGAAGGCUGCUUCCAAGGAUUACCCUCUGACAUACAUGACCUUGGGUCUCUCAUGGGCAUCACAAUGACAAAGUCGGACAUGAUCACCUUUACUCUGCUGUUGAUUCAACUUCCGUGUGUAUUUGGAGGCAAAAUAUUGGUGUACCCUUUAGACGGCAGCCACUGGUUAAACAUGAAUGGAGUGAUCGAGGAACUUCACGCCAAAGGCCACAAGGUCACAGUGGCGCGGCCAUCCGAUAGCUGGUACAUUCCAGAAAAGUCUCCUCAUUACAACUCUGUCACCCUCGAUGGUCAGGAUGGCUUUAAGGACCAUUAUGAAUCAUUUGUGUUUCAACAAGUGGAAAUGAGACUUCAGGGGAGGGGUCUAUCUCUUCUGCCUCGCAUUUGGAAUAACAUUCAGAUUCGGUUCUCGCUUAUAACUCAAUUUUCUUUAUUCUACGAGCAGCAUUGUAAGACAGUAGUUCAGAUGUUCGAAAAUGAAACUCAGAUGCAGUCAUUUCAUAACGCCAAGUACGACGUCGUGUUGACUGAUCCCACCAUAGGUGGAGGGGCACUGCUUGCACGCCAUCUCAACGUUCCCCUCAUUUACAAUGCCAGAUGGACUUUCCUAGGUGAAGCUCAUGACCUCAUUGCCCCAUCCCCUCUGUCGUAUACACCCCAUCUCACAGCCCAGUUGACAGAUAAGAUGACUUUCCCUCAAAGAAUCUUGAAUGUUGUAUCCUACAUCGUGAGUGGCUUGACAAGGUUGUACAUUUCAGAACGUCACUACAAACCGAUAGUGAGGCGCUACUUUGGUCCUGAUGUGGAUUAUACGACAUUUUUUGUGGAUGCUGAUAUGUGGCUUUUGAGAAACGAUUUUGUCUUUGAAUUUCCCCGACCCACGAUGCCGAAUAUCGUCUACAUGGGUGGAUUUCAGUGUAAGCCUCCAAAGCAGCUCCCUGUGGAUCUCGAGGAGUUUGUCCAGAGUUCUGGAGAUCACGGCGUUGUGAUGAUGACCUUGGGCACUCUUAUCGCAAAGCUUCCGCAAGAUGUCACCGAAGAAAUUGCUGCAGCUUUUGCACAGCUACCUCAGAAAGUCAUCUGGCGGUAUGUGGGACAAAAGCCAGCCAACCUGGGCAACAACACUUUACUGGUUGACUGGCUACCACAGAAUGACCUCUUGGCGCAUCCUAAAACAAGAGUAUUUGUCUGUCACGGCGGCAACAACGGCAUUCAAGAAGCAAUUUACUAUGGCAUUCCAAUCGUAGGACUUCCAUUAUUUUUGGAUCAGCACGAUAAUCUCAACAGGAUACGAGGAAGGGGAGCAGCAGUAAAUGUCGAUAUCGCCACGGUGGACAGGCACAUCUUUGAGGAGGCACUCGUGACAGUUCUUCACAACUCAUCCUACAGGGAAAACAUGCAAAGGCUCUCACGGCUGCAACGGGAUCAGCCAAUCACACCGAUGGAGCAGGCAGUGUUUUGGAUCGAAUAUGUUAUAAGGCAUAAAGGAGCUGAGCAUUUGAAGGCACAGUCCAACAAAAUGUCCUCGGUUGUUUACCACUCGAUUGAUGUCAUUGUAGCUUUGCUAACAGUAAUUUUGCUUCUCGUGUUCACCUGCCUUUUCGUUUUAAGAUUGAUGUGCAGAAUAUGUUUUCAUGAGAAAAAAAAGAAACGCGAAUAAUCUUUUUUUCUUCAGCUAUCGCUUUAAGAUAAUGUCGCAUUACUUUUAAAGACACUGACUUUCAAGAGCCAACUGGAUGAAUUCAGUUACUUUAAUUGUUGUUGAAGAUUGCUUGAAUGAAAAAGUAAAAUGUUUCCAAAAUGAGACAAGAGCAAAUUUGAAAAAUUCUCACCAUGACAUUCAUUUUUAUUAACUUUUAGCGAUUAACUAUUUAUCCCGUUAUUCUCGAUGCUCCUCACAUUUUUUUUAAUUCACUAUAUUUGAGUUAUAUCUCAGCCAGGGAUUGACAUGUAUGUGUUGUGUAUUGGAAAAUACUUUUCUCAAGAAAGCCCAUGUCAUUUUUAACUUUCCAUGACCAAAUCGAUAACAAUACUAAUGUGUUUGCUAAGAUUUUUUUUUCUUGAAAUUUGGAAAAUGCUCAAAUUCAUUUUCAGUAGCCAUGCUAUUAGACUAAUUAUAUUGUCUUAAAAGGUAAUAAAGAGUUGAUGAUAGCAACAGUU